GUUUAAGACCCGAGCAGACCAAGACCAUAAACAACAAAGAUAACUAUAGCAAUACAAGGAAGAGAAGAUGGCAAACGCGAUGAGGCUUUAGAGGACUCGCCUUAUCAUCUUCAAAUUGGGAGAUGAUCUGCACGUGCUGAAAGGCUAUGUAUGGCCUUUGUAGUUGUACAGUCAGCAAAAAUUCUUUACAUCUGAAGAACAGGGAAGAGUAAUAUCAACCUAUCUGGAAAACCCAAUUUGAGGUUAGACAGCCUGUCCUCUCGUUAUUUUAAACAACAUCGGCAUCUCGUGUUCGUUCGUGCCCAUGCGAUGAGAAAAAGUGCAUCAAAAAGGCUGCAAAAAAGGUAGAACUAGAAAAUAGAGCUUGACUACAACAUACAAACCCAAUGCUGAACAUCGGUGGUCGUGACCUGGCAAAAACGUAAACAUCUUGAUGCAGUUCUCAUUAGCUGUAUACAAGAACUAGGCUUUUUGAUGUUCAUCUUCACGGCUGAAGUAGACUUCGUUUGUUCUUGUGGUCUGAUACCGAAGAAGAACCGGAACUAAGUACCCCUAGGCGUAGUGCUGACGAUCUCAGUUGUGACUAUCAUCUUCUACUAUCUGUAAUCAUCCGCUGGCAUCACGGUGUUUACUCGGAACUGAAAUAGACAUGUUACACUUAGAGCUGUUAGAGCAUCGUAUUUUAGCAAGGCGUGAGUAAACUAGAGCUACAAGAACUAUAACUGAUAAAAAAAAACAAAAUCAUGGCCGGCAAUGGUAGUCCGCGAGUGCGGUCUCCACUGGGGAGUCCGCCGCCUCCGAGUCCGAGUCCUUUUUUAUGGGUAGGUCGAAGGUGUGUCUGUUGCCGUUCGUUUUGCCUUUCUGAAGGGGGAAAGGCAUGACGAAUGGGGUAAACUACUUAACACCAAAAGCCUCCCUCUAACUUUUGGCGCCAGGUCACCCGCUCAGGGGUCGCCAUCAAUAUUCAGGUCGCCAUCAGCCGGCGGACCCUCAUGGAAUCCAGCGCCAGGAUCGUCGGGUAGGAGAAGAAGAGGCGGAAGAGGGGAAUAUAGAGGAGAUAUUGGUAAGUGUGUUGGAGAUUGCCGAGUAGAUUCACAUCAGCAUCUUAAGUAGAGCAUAGAAGGAACCCUGAGAUUUACUACAAUCGACAGCUAUCUAGACACAGCUGUAGCGCUGGAUUUCACUUCAUUGAAAGCAUAGAUAUAGAAAUUCAAGUUGAAAUGUAUCAGAUUUCCUUUUAUCUUAGGUAAACGUACAUAAGGUACUUUGUUUAAUAAUAUUAAUCCUUCUAGUAAUUGUUCUUCUUCCCAACUUUUACCCAUAGCCAUACUGAAGGUACCUUGGUCGGUUCUCUUUCUGCCCCAAGGCGAUUAGAUGCAGACUUUGCGAGAGAAGAUACAAUCGGCUCAGGCAGCCUAUCGGAGCAGAUAUCAGGCCAUUUGGGACCCUCCAGGAUGAAUUUGGAUAAACUACAGCAAACCUUCCAUAAGUUCAUCGCAGAGUGGCUCCCUGAGCAAGAAGGUAUUCUAUUCUUUGUCAACAUUAAUACAAACUGAAACAACCUCCACACCAGGACCAAAGAAACUACUUACGUACAACAACAUUUUUCACAAAUAUUGACUCAAACUCUUGGUUUCCUGCUCCAUCCGGAUCCGCCGUUCCUCCAUCAUCAUAAUCAUUAACCUUCCACAGCUGGCCUCGAGGGAUUAUAUUUGACGCAAUUGAAACAGCAGUGGGAAAGCGUGCCAACUACCGAUUUAGACAAACCCAUGCAUUUUCCGUUAGACUGCACACACCUUCAUAGUCAUAGCGCGGACUUGUACACACACCUUGUAUCGUUUCCGGCAGACAUCAUCUCCCUGAUGGAUCGAGUGGUACUUUUCAGGGUUAGCACCUGUACUAGGGUAACUACGUAGCUUUGUUUUAAAGUCAUAUAACCUGAAAUUGAUCACAAGGGUUCUCUUCUUGUUUUCCCUUAUGAUCCAACUCAAAUGUUACCAAAUACCAGAGCCAUACACUGACGAGCUUGAAAAACAUUAUACUUAUAACAUGUUGAAGUAGAAGCUCGCUCUGUUAGUGUUACCCUUACCUGCUCAAGUAGUGCUGCAUACUGACAUUAUAUUUAACUGAACAUGAUUGUAUCUGUAUGAUGUUCCACGACCCUUCAGCUCUGGGAAUUUUCGAUUGGAAUAUUGCGAGAGCGCGACGCUGGCGUCGGAACAGAUGAUGACGGGUUACAAAUCAAGUGUCGGGUGAAGACGUUUAAUCUCCUUGGACAGGACUAUAGAAAGAUGCGGGAUCUGGAACCUACAGACAUCGAAAAGCUGAUAUCGACUUCGGGUAUUGUCAUUCGAUGCGGAGACUUAAUUCCCGACAUGGCGGUAGCAAGCUUUGCAUGUACAACAGAAGGAUGCGACGAACAGACAGAGAUAGCAGUGCAGAAAUUUCGUACUUUCUUUGUCUUGAAGUUGUGACCGCAUGAUCAGGAGAAGCACAAACAUCAUGGUGAUUUCACAGUUUCUUAGUUGUAAGUCCAUUCCUGGCUUUCACUUUCUUCAGGUGUUUUCGAGCCCCAGCGUUGUGACGGAUGUGGUCAGUCAGGAACCUUCAUUUUGAGACACAAUCAGUGCCAGUUUGGGAACAAGCAGUAUGUGAAAUUGCAGGAGACUCCCGAAAGUAUUCCUGCGGGAGAUACACCGCAAACAAUCCAGCUCUAUUGUUUCGAUUCCUACUACGACAUGAUGAAGCCGGGUGACCGAGUGGAGAUCACGGGUAUCCUGCGUGCAUCGUCACAAAGAGCAAAUGCGAUGAUGAGGAGGCAAAGGUAGUACCUCCAAGUCCAAAUAUAUAAGUGGAAGAAUAGAAUCUCCUGUUUCUAAUUUAGCAAGUAGAAGCAGGAACAACUUCACUUUCAAAUCAUUCUUACAAGACUAAGACUGUCUACCGCUUUCGCAUAAGUCUGUCUACCGAACAUGUUCUUGUUCAUAUCUUUUUGCUCUUAGGUCUGUCUACCGCACGUAUAUCGACGCUAUUGCAGUUCGGCGAGAAAACACUUCGGACAAAGCGACCAUCAAGCAGGACCUUUUUAUUCCCUUGAGCGACAUGUACGACAUAAAUCCGGAUAAAGUAGGCGAAGAGGCAGCAGCGAUGAACAAGCGCAUCCGCGAACUAGCUGCCGAGAAAGACGAGCAUGGUUAAGGCUUGUUGUUGUUAUAAUUCAAUCUAUAAAAUAUACUAGCACAACUAGCAAGGAAGUAGAUUGAGAUCCCUGCUCAAUACAAAUCAUCCAAGGAAUACUAUUCAACUCCGCAUAUCAUUAUCCUCCAAUGUAAAUAUUUUAAUAGAUUCUUCAGAGAUCGUCCUCAUCAAGGUCAACACAUGGAUGAAAACGAGUACGAUAGGGAGGCCACUAGCUCCUCUAAUCUGAACGACUAGCGAUACGACAGAAGCUCAUCGAGUCGAUAGCUCCGAGUAUCCAUGAGCUGGAACAUGUGAAGAGAGGACUCGUCUGCCAGCUUUUUGAUGGGACACAAAAAUAUGGCCGAGAAGUGGAAGGUGAUGUAGUUCUUGCAUUCUCAGUAUUGGAUGUUGAAUUGGACAUUUCAACAUUUUUUUUUUGGGCGUAGUCGAAUUGGACAGCUGUCCUCUCUCUUCCCCUCAUCCUCUAACCCAAAGUAACCGCGGACAAAGCAUUGAAGAUGCGUGGCAGAUUUCGAGAGCAAAUACACGUCUUGCUUUGCGGUGAUCCUAGUACUGCGAAGUCUCAGCUGAUGACGCAAGUAAACAAACUCGCGACGCGAGGUGUGAUCACUAGUGGCAAAGGAAGCAGUGCAACCGGUCUAACGGCGUAUAUUAGCAAGGAUCCGGAGACGAGGUAGUUUUACCGAUAAUAUUAUAGAGGAAUGUAGUUGAUCUUGAUGAGAAAGAUUUAGAUUGAUAAUAUUGAGGACACCGGCGACACUCACCCUGUGACUGUCUUUGGAGAUAUACUAUUCAAUAUUCGUCUCGAUGUACUACAUCUUCUACAUUUUUAUUAUGACAGUGUAGAAGUGGUAGCGUCAGCCUGUUUUACAUCGACGCCCUCCUCAACACGAACAUGAAGGCAUUUCGACUGGAAAUUUCAUUCAUAUGUGAAUACUACACUUGUUGUUUCCUCUUCUCCAUCAACAGGGACAUCAUUCUCGAGUCGGGUGCUUUAGUGCUCUCUGAUCGAGGUGUGUGCUGCAUCGACGAAUUCGACAAGAUGGAUGAUAGCACAAGAGCAGUGUUGAAUGAGGCGAUGGAACAGCAGACGGUGUCGGUAGCGAAAGCGGGAAUAGUCUGUUCGUUGAAUGCCAAAGUUAGCAUUCUGGCAACAGCAAAUCCGAUAAAUAGUAGAUACGACGCCUCAAAAACCAUCAUGGAGAAUAUCAACUUGCCAGCAACCUUGACGAGCCGAUUUGACUUGGUUUUAUGGGAGACUCAUUUCUAGAUUACAACAAGAACCAUUACAGUGGAUUCAAUCAUGCCAUGACAUUGUCAUGCUCAUGAUGGUUCUUUUUCUUGAAACAUGUAAGUGUGAGUACGAGUUCUCUGUACUUCUUUUUCAUUGAUGAUGAGAUUUUUCAGACUUCUUAUUUGACCACCUUUCGUGCAUUUGUUUCACUUUAUCGUAUGAUAGGCACACUACACCUGAUGAUGUGUUGAGGUGUCCCAGCGCUCAUGAUAGGCGCAAGAACAAACACGAACCCUUCUAAUCCCUUAUCUCAUGCUCGACAAGCAGGACCCGGUUGCAGAUCAGCUCCUCGCAAGACAUAUAGUCGGCAUGUAUUCACAGUCUGGAAGACAGGCGCAGUUAAGACAAUGGCAGGAGCAUUCUCAAGGUCAUCCUUGCCUGGCUUGUUUUCCACUUGAAAAAGAAGCCAGGAAGUAGGAUUAUCCCAAGGAUGCGAGCGUGGUGCCUCUUCUAACACAGAGAGAAGCACCAAUAGAUCAGCACACGUUCCGUGCCUACAUCGACUUCGCAAAACGCAGAUGUCGACCAAGGCUUAUGCCGGAUGCAGAGGAAGAAUUGGAAGAACGAUACUUGAAUCUGCGGAGUGGUAGUGCGGCUGAGGGUGGGGUCUGCGCAACGCCGCGUAUGUUAGAGUCGCUGAUUCGAUUAGCAGAAGCCUUCGCAAAGAUGGAGUUGAGGGAAGAGGUAAUUUGUAUUUGACUUGUUCUUUUUGGGAGUGAGCAGCUGUUUGAUGUUGCAUGACUGUUUUUGAAUUUCCUCAUUUUCGUGUAAUAGAUCUGUAACUUACUUUAAAAAUUUGAGUUUUUCUUCACACGAAUCACGAUAACGAAUACUCAUGGUCACCAAGACACUUUUACUUGCUCAAGAACCUCCUAACACCACCAGUAUCUGUACCUCCUCAUUCGACCGACCAGGUAACCCGCGAGGACGUGAAAGACGGCUACAAUCUGCUGAAUGAUGCUACCUUCAAGAGUGCUGUCGAUCCGGUCACCGGAAAAAUCGAUAUGCAGGCUCUGAGAACGGGUAUCUCUGUGCGAGAACGCGAGUUAAUGGACGUUGCCGGAAAAGUGCUUACAGAAUUGAUCAAGGAAGAAUCCAUGAGCAUCAAGGAUGCUCAAGGCAGAGUCAAUGAGAUCUUGACAGGCAAAAAGAUGACCAACAUCCGCUACAAGCAUAUGUCAGAGGUCAUCAAAGACUUGGUGCGCGAUGGUACAAUAGAGCGCAGAGCAGAUAUGCUGUCGGUGCCUUGAAAAUUGAUAGUACUUCUGUUACUGUAGUACUUCUAGGUACUCGAGAAGUAGAUCAUAGAUAUAAGAAGUAGAUCAUCACUAUAAUCUUGUUCUAGUUCUUUUUUUAGUUUUGUUUCAAGAUCUUCAUGAUCAGGUAGUUUUUAAUAGUACGGAAACAUCAACCUAAGCUUACGCACCACUAACAAGAACACCUUCAAGGAUUCUACUUUAUUGUAUACCAGUUCAGACACUAGAAUCUAGUUAGACAGGAACAAGAUUUUAGCUCAGGGCCAUUUUAAGUAUGCCCAUCAUCCGUUUAUUAUUGUUUAUUUGCUUUCAAACUUUGCUAGUCGUUGUACGACAGAAAAUUAUGAUUAAUUUGUUUUGACACCAUCAAAAUCAAGAUCAAAGGACUAGAAAAGCGAUGAUUUUUUAUUCGCUUUCACCAGAUUUUAUAUAUUACUUCGUCGAUCAUCGUUGUAUUUUUUUGUGGAGCCUCUAAAUUCUAUUAUUCACUAACUACAACUUAGUAAAUGGCCCAUCGUGAAAAAGGCUUAGUGCUUAGUUGUUAGUCUACAACCUGAACCUCACAGGGGCACGCUGUGCCAAGGCCGUUUCGCUUUUCCAGCACUUUUUUUGAGACUCGCUGAUGUUGCCGAAUCAAUCUAAAGAUGAAGACCAAGUGGCAGUGUGAUUAUAGUGCCACUGAACAACAACACGCCUUUUUAGUUUUUUUUGUUAAAGGUACCAAUCGCAAUCUCUUACCAACCUCAAUCAAGACAACACUCAAGAAGAAGAACAUAGAUCACUACUGGUGGCCAGAAAUUUUUUCUGAAAUCUCCGAAUCCAAAUCAUCAUCAUUGUCACAUGCCAGUAGCAUGACAAAGAUCGCGGAGGGGCGUAUAACAAACAGGGCCGC
This is a messenger RNA of Amoebophrya sp. A25, 6643 nucleotides long. The record is from the annotation of a GenBank genome assembly. Lineage: Eukaryota; Dinophyceae; Syndiniales; Amoebophryaceae.